Molecule: messenger RNA, 1817 nt
Organism: Phasianus colchicus (ring-necked pheasant)
Lineage: Eukaryota; Metazoa; Chordata; Aves; Galliformes; Phasianidae
Gene: AGTRAP
Product: angiotensin II receptor associated protein
Biological process (GO): angiotensin-activated signaling pathway; regulation of blood pressure
Cellular component (GO): plasma membrane
Source: RefSeq, a predicted model, not a curated record
AAGAAGUCCCACUUCAGAAUCAUAGGCUCAUGAAGGCUGGGAAAGAGCUCUGUGACCACCAAGUCCAACCCACCCCAACGUGCCACAUCUCCACACUGCACACCUCCACGGCCCUCACCGCUCUGUGCAGCUGCGCCAGCGCAUCACUGCUCCUUCUGAGGAGAAACUGUCCCUAAUUAAUCCCUGAUAUGCAACCUGCAUCUCCCGUGGUGCGACUUAAGGCCACUCUCCACGUUACAUGGAGCCCAUCUCACCACAACCUCCUUUCAGGAGCUGUGAUGGGGUCUCUUCCCCAGCCUGACCCACAGCACUGUGCUCCAGACACAGCUCGGUUCCCAUCUCCAUACACACUCCGUGGCCUUCAUCUCUUUCCUGCCCAGCCUGACAACGGACACAAACACCACAGCGAAGCUCCCUUCGUGCUGGGAUCCACCCCCGGGCCAUGGCGCUGAGGGAGGCGGUGUCCCGGCCGCUCCCGCCUUCCUCCCUUCCCCUGGGCGGCCCCACGGUGGGAGUCACGGGGCGGGCGGGCCGCUGCCAUGGAGCUGCCUGCCGUCAGCCUCAAGGCCAUCAUUCUGGUGCACUGGCUGCUCACAGUGUGGGGAUGCAUGAACAGCUCGUUUCCAGCCUCCUAUGCUUGGGGUAAUUUCAGUGUCCUUGCAGUGGGGAUCUGGGCCAUUGUGCAGCGAGAUUCCCUUGAUGCCAUCGUGAUGUUCCUGACCGGCCUGCUGCUCACGGUCCUCACAGACAUCAUUCACAUCUCUGUCUACUACCCUUUGCAUAGUUAUCUCAUUGAUGUGAAGCGUUUCAGUAUGGGCAUGGCCAUCUUCAGCCUCCUCCUGAAACCUGGAUCCUGCUACUUUGUGUAUCGAAUGUACCGGGAGCGUGGAGGGGAAUAUAUCUUCAACAUAGGCCUGGAGUCCUCGUCUGACAGCCAUUUUGCCUACAAUGGUCUCAACCGUGCAGGCCGGGACCGCAGUGCCUAUGAGACAAUUGAUCAGCAGGAAGGCUCUCCACUGUGGCCUGACUCAAGCAAGACAGCUCAGCAUCCAUAUUGAGGCCCUUGUCUGCAGCAGAAUGGACACCUCCCUCCCUCAGUCCGGCCUUAUGCUCCUCCCAUGUCUGUUUUGAUGAGACAAGACCUUCUACUGAGCAAAAAGGAGAGGAUCUGAUUUGACUUUUCUUUUUCCUUCCUGAAGAUUAGGCAGAGGGGUUCUUGGAAUGAGCCCAAAACAUCUCAGAUGACUUUAAGCACUGUGACUCUUUGUAAUUCCAACACACUGCUUUCCUCUCUCCCCCUAAAUCCCUCCUCUGUAUGUGCAAGUGGAUGUGCCUUCUGCAUUCUUCCAAAUCUUGUAUUGUGCCUCCUCUCUAUUGUAAGUAAGGGAGAUGCACAAAAUAUUCCUGGGCAAGCUAUCUUUAACAAGCUUAUGGACUGCCCCUAAGACAACACAGUUUAGCCUGUCUUCUUGCUGAUAUGUUUCCAGGAAACAUCUGGGAGUUCUUGAGGGCUGUUUUUGAUAAUGUUUUUAAAUUAAGAUUUAUGACCAUAAUUCUCUGUGCUAGCUGUGGUGGUUUACGUGCAGCUGGGGUUGGUAUAAAGUGCUCUUACUGGGCCAGGGAGCAUUCAUUGAUGCUUUUAUGAAAGUUGAAUGUCCUUCAGGAUACUUAAAAUGGCUGGUAAAUGUUGAUUACAUAUGCUCUGUGCCUUGAAAUGUCCUUUUGCCUUCAGCAGCCUGCCUUAAUAGGACUUGAAGUGUUAUACUUUUCUAAGAAAACUAUAAAAUGAAUACAGUUCUUCUGUGUUAGAAAAGAAA